CCGCAGCCCGCCCCCCGACGCCGCCAUCCUACCCACCUCCCGUCUCAGCCGGAGGCCCGAGGCCUAUCCUCCGCACAAGCCCUAGCAACAGCUCAGCAUUCGUCUGUAUCCCGCAGCGAGGAGUGGAGGCGCGCGGGAGCGAUUCGCCGCAUCUAGGCGCCACGGCUGCGACCGCGCGCCCUCCGGCGCCUCCCGCCGCCGCGCUCGUAGCACGGCCCCGACGGAUGCUCGGCCGCUUCCCCAUCGUCCUCCGCCUCCCGCGCGGCAUACUGCGGGGAAGCAGCUGCCGCCGAGGCCUGUCGGCAAUGGCCGGAGGCGACGAGGAGGGCCCGCUCGGAGAUUUCUUCGAGUACAUGGAGCGGCUGCGCAACUACGAGCGCUCGGGCGUGCCGCGAGGCGCCGGAACAGACUCUGACGACGGUUUCGACCUAGGCCGCAUGCGCCGUCUCCUCCGCCGGCUCGGCGACCCCCACGCCCACUUCCCCGCUGUGCAUAUCGCCGGAACCAAGGGGAAAGGUUCUACUGCUGCAUUCCUGUCCAAUAUCAUGAGGGAGCAAGGCUACAAUGUGGGCUGUUAUUCCAGCCCACAUCUUCUAACGAUACGUGAACGAAUUUCUGUUGGAAAUGAUGGAGGACCUGUCCCAGUUAGACUCUUAAGUGAUCUUUUUGAUCAGGCUAAGGAAGCUAUUGAUGAAUCAAUAGAAUCAGAAAAUGGAGCCCUGACACAUUUUGAGGUUUUUACUGCUCUCUCAUUUCUUCUAUUCUCACGAGAAAAUGUUGACAUCGCCAUCGUUGAAGCAGGCCUUGGUGGAGCUAGAGACGCCACAAAUGUCAUACAGAGUACUGAAUUAGCAGCAUCUGUCAUAACAACAGUAGGGAGCGAGCAUCUGGCUGCAUUGGGUGGCUCCCUGCAAAGCAUAGCAAUAGCAAAAUCUGGAAUCAUCAAACAAGGACGACCAGUUGUGAUUGGUGGACCAUUUUCAGCGGACAUUGAGCAAAUUAUUCGUGACAGAGCAUUCUUGACACAAUCUCCCGUGAUAUCUGCUUGUGAUCCUGGAAUCAAGAGUAUUACGAAAUGCGUAGAUUGGGAUAAUGGAAAGCCAUAUCAAUGCUGUGACAUCAGCAUCAAGAUUUCAAAUGAUAUGCCAUUGUCCAUUGAAUUGUGUGACGUAAACCUUCAGCUGCUGGGAGAUCAUCAGCGCCAGAAUGCUGUUACAGCUUCUUGCACAGCACUAUGUCUCCGUAACCUAGGAUGGGAUAUUUCCGAGGCUUCAAUCCAAGCUGGCUUAGAGGAAACGCAACUUGCUGGGAGAAGCCAGAUUCUUACACAAGAGGAAGCCUUGGUGCUUGGGCUUGAUGGAGCAUCCACCGUACUUAUCGACGGAGCCCAUACCGAGGCAUCAGCAAAGACCUUGUCAAACAUGAUAGAGAGUAUCAGACCAGAAGGUCCUCUGGCUCUUGUUGUUGGAAUGGCUAAUGACAAGGCGCAUUUUGCAUUUGCUGAACAGCUUCUAGCAGGUUCAAGGCCAGAUGUGGUGUUGCUGACGGAGGCGAGCAUCGCUGGAGGUGCCUCCCGCGCCAUGCCAGCUCUGUUGCUGAAAGAAAUAUGGAUGGCUGCGGCACGUGACCUGGGCAUCAAUUGUGUGGAUAUCGGCACCAUCAGCGGUGCCGAGGCUCAAGAGCGCAUUGCAAACCUGGCUGCAUCUUCAUCGAGCUUCGCUGGAAAACCCAUGGUGAUGAUUGGGUGCCAGGACGACACGACACCGUUCUCCUGCAAUCUGAUCAGGGCCGCUUCUCAGCUCAUCCUUGAGAGCAGAGGCAGUGACGAUCCAUCUCCAGGCCUCGUCUGCGUGACUGGCUCCCUGCAUUUGGUUGCAUCUGUACUGCAGCAUCUGGAGCGGCAUUAGCGCAUGCUGGUUGCCUGGUUCUGGAGGAAUGAUUGGAUAUCAUAUACUGGGAGCUGUUCCAGUAGAACUAUAGAAGAGUGGCAUGAACCGAUGGAUGGAUCCACGGUUGUGCAGAUUGGUUGAGUGCUGAAGGCCUGAAGCUGUACCUGCGCACGGCUGGUGCAGAUGGAUCGGUUCACGGCUGUGCUGAAGUAGUGAAGUAGGAGUGGUGGUGCGUGUGCCUGCUCCUGGCCGAGGAUUCGAGAUGGAAAAGAUCUUCAACUCUUUCCUGUUGUUUUCUUUCUUUUUUUUGUUGAGAUUCCAAGAUGGAUCUUGCUAUCGUGUGCAUUUCCGGAUGGUCAGUUCCGUGAGCCCAGCUAUCAUGCAUGUGACAUCCUUAGACUUUGAGCCUUUGAGGUUUAAGGAGCGCUGGGAAUCCAA
Panicum hallii is the source of this 2327-nucleotide messenger RNA. RefSeq names its product dihydrofolate synthetase. The record is from RefSeq and is a predicted model, not a curated record. Gene Ontology annotation, molecular function: tetrahydrofolylpolyglutamate synthase activity; ATP binding. Gene Ontology annotation, biological process: tetrahydrofolylpolyglutamate biosynthetic process. Gene Ontology annotation, cellular component: cytoplasm; cytosol; mitochondrion. Bases 225 to 1907 code for a protein of 560 amino acids. Lineage: Eukaryota; Viridiplantae; Streptophyta; Magnoliopsida; Poales; Poaceae. The transcript is spliced from 10 exons.